This is a messenger RNA of Penicillium vulpinum, 924 nucleotides long. Its product is annotated as SRPBCC family protein. The record is from RefSeq and is a predicted model, not a curated record. Lineage: Eukaryota; Fungi; Ascomycota; Eurotiomycetes; Eurotiales; Aspergillaceae. The transcript has 2 exons. Bases 1 to 924 code for a protein of 307 amino acids.
AUGCCGCUAAUCAAACUAGAGCCGCAUCUGUUCACCAGCCUCCCCCGCCACCCAGAUCUUCCAGGGGACGCUAAUACACCGGGUCUGCGGGAGUUCAUCCACGCGACCCUUCUUGAAGCUCAGCCUCUUUUAAACCAAUUCCCGUCAACACUGAAACCAGACUGCAAGCUGCGCUCUUCCCCACCCUCAAAGGCAAAAGUGAAGCUUUCACGGGGAUGGCGAACACUCCAAUGUCCCGAAGGUUCAAACCCCAAGAAGGAAUUCUGGGUGUGUCGCCAAAGCGACCACCAAGAUUCUGAUCGUUUGCCUGGGACAGUUUCCCUGUGGGAAUUCCACGACGGCUUGCGAUACCACCAUGCCGAGCACGAGAGGGAAUACACACCCAGCGUGACGAGCGUAAAGCAACUGCUGAAGUGGACCGAGCCGAGACAAUGGGAUUCCGACAACCCAAUUAACGUUGGGAACAUGAGCUACAAGAAUUUCGACAUCGAGCUCCGAUCCAAUCCGGACUACGGCUUUAUUACCGUACAGAUUCCUUUCUAUUUGACCAAACCAAUCAUCCCGGGAUCCCAGUACGAGGGACUUUACGGGCAGAUCAUGGACGCCGUCCCGCAGCGGGUUGUCUUCGCUUACUAUGCCAGUCUCGAGCGUAUUGAGCUUCUGCCUCCUACUCCGGUUUCUUCGGGUGUAUCGUCUUCGGCGGAUUUGAAUACCCCUGCUACGUCUACUGAGCGUUAUCUUCGGUGGACUAUGUUGACUACUUCUGAGGCUGGUGGGAAGAUUCCUAAGUGGGUUCAGCGGAACUGGACUCUUUGUGGAGUUCCGCGUGCUGUUGUUGCUGAUGUGGGGUUGUUUAUUCGGUGGACUAUUAAGAGGAGGGAAGAGCGGAGGUUGGAGCAGGAUUCUCAAAUGGGCGAGGGCUAA